This is a messenger RNA of Schizosaccharomyces osmophilus, 1230 nucleotides long. It is a transcript of the gene hem15, whose product is annotated as ferrochelatase Hem15. Gene Ontology annotation, molecular function: protoporphyrin ferrochelatase activity. The coding region runs from base 1 to 1230 and encodes 409 amino acids. The record is from RefSeq and is a predicted model, not a curated record. Gene Ontology annotation, biological process: heme biosynthetic process. NCBI's taxonomy places the organism in Eukaryota, Fungi, Ascomycota, Schizosaccharomycetes, Schizosaccharomycetales, Schizosaccharomycetaceae. The transcript is spliced from 3 exons.
AUGAUUCGAUCUCGUUUUUUACGAUUUCCAGUUCUAAGACCAAGAUGUUUUUCACCAAGUUUUCAUUUUGACUUUCAAAAUCCAUCGUUAAAUACUAGGAAAGCCUCUUCGAUGACAGCAAAGACAACAGAAUCUGUCGAGUUCCAAGAUACCGCUUCUAGAAAAGGGCCAACUGCUAUUGUGAUGCUUAAUAUGGGUGGACCAUCGAAUUUAGACGAGGUUGGUCCUUUUUUGGAACGCCUCUUUUCUGAUGGUGACAUUAUUCCACUAGGCUACUUUCAAAACUUACUUGGUAAAUUAAUUGCUAAGAGAAGAACUUCCGCCGUUCGAGAGCAUUACAGAGAAAUUGGGGGUGGAAGCCCAAUUUUGCAUUGGACUGAAUAUCAAGGAAAAGAGAUCUGUAGAAUCUUAGAUGAAACCUCUCCCCAGUCGGCUCCUCAUGUUCCAUUCGUGGCCUUUCGUUAUGCUCCUCCUUUAACCGAAGAAAUGCUUAAGGACUUGAGAGACUCUAAAAUUAAGCGUGCGGUUGCCUUUAGUCAGUAUCCUCAAUGGUCUUGUUCAACAAGUGGUGCUUCUCUGAAUGAACUACGAAAACAGCUUCUUGAAAUGAAUAUGGAGCACGAUGUUGACUGGUCUGUUUUGGAUCGUUGGUUUUUACAGGAAGGUUUGUUGAAGGCUUUUUCAGAAAAUAUUCAAAAAACCUUGGAGACGUAUCCUAAGGAGGAACGAGAUGAUGUUGUGAUUAUAUUCAGUGCCCACUCAUUACCCAUGUCUCAAGUUUCUAAAGGAGAUCCAUACGUGAAUGAAGUUGCUGCAACUACUUAUGGCAUUAUGCAAAAUCUGGGGUUUAAAUAUAAAUAUAUAAACUCUUGGCAGUCCAAAGUUGGCCCCGUUCCUUGGAUGUCUCCUUCCACAGAAGACGUAAUUCAGCAAUUUGGAAAGCAAGGCCAUAAAAACAUGAUAUUAGUCCCCGUUGCCUUUACUUCAGAUCAUAUUGAAACCCUAAAGGAACUUGAAGAUUACAUUGAGGAUGCUAAGAGUAAAGGCAUCACUGGGGUUAAACGUGCACCUAGUAUAAACGAUAAUGCAGUCGCUAUUAAAGGAAUGGCUGAUUUAGUAAGGCUCCAUUUGGAAACGAGUACACCUCAUUCCCGUCAAUUUACUCAGAGAUGUCCUGGUUGCACGAACGAGUCUUGUCAAAAGCGAAUUGACUUCUUUCAAAGAUCUUAA